AUGACAACCCCAGUCUGGCUUAUCACCGGAAGCUCCAACGGCUUCGGUCUACUUCUGAGCCUGAGAGCUUUGAAGGCUGGUCAUAGAGUCAUUUCGACAGUACGAGAUACUACUAGAUCAGCUGAUGUUGUCAGCCAAAUCGAAAAAGCUGGCGGAAAGAUCAUCACUCUUGACAUGACCGAGUCCAAAGCAAGCAUCACCGAGAAGAUCCAGGAUGCAGAAAAGAUUUAUGGAAGAAUCGACUAUCUGGUCAACAACGCUGGAUAUUCUUGCUUAGGAGCCGUUGAGCUCUUCACAGAAGCCGAGGCUGAACAUCAAAUCCAGACCAACCUGUUUGGUCCUCUUUACGCACUUCAAGCUGCCCUUCCCGGUAUGCGAAGCCGUAGUUCGGGAACCAUUAUCAACUUCAGCAGUAUUGCUGGUCAAGACGCUCAGCCAAGUUGCGGACUCUACAGUGCAAGCAAAUUCGCCCUUGAGGGUUUGACUGAGAGUCUAUCCAAAGAAGUCAAGGAGUUCGGUAUCAAUGUUCUGAUUGUCGAGCCUGGAGCAUUUCGCACUAACUUCCUCGACGCUAGCGUUAAGAGCAACGUAUCAGUCGAGAAGGCAUAUGAGGGUACCUUGCUAUCGGAAACACUUACCAAGUUUGCGAACGCUUCAGGGAAACAGCGCGGCGAUCCCAACAAGGGAGUGGAUAUCAUCUACGAAGUUGCUACGGGGGAAGGAAAGGCAGGCCAUCUUAAGGGCAAGAUCUUGAGACUACCACUGGGCGAAGACUGCUUCACACGUCUCGGUAACAAACUUAAAUUUCUUCAUCACGAUCUUGAUGCAACUCGUGAGAUUGGCACCACAACUGAUAUGGAGGAGAAGUAG
This is a messenger RNA of Fusarium venenatum, 870 nucleotides long. RefSeq lists its product as uncharacterized. Gene Ontology annotation, molecular function: oxidoreductase activity. Lineage: Eukaryota; Fungi; Ascomycota; Sordariomycetes; Hypocreales; Nectriaceae. The record is from RefSeq and is a predicted model, not a curated record.